AUGACCACCACCACGAGUACGGCAACGCUGACACUGGAAACCACCGACGGCGGUGAGCAGCACGAAAAACGGCAGAAGUCGUCUGGACGUCUUCUGAAUCAAUCGAUCACCGAUAUUAUCGAUUUGGACGCCAACGACAGUGGAAACGAGUUGUCGAUGGGUGGAAGUAGCAGUGAAGGCGACUCAUCGUCCCACCACCGCGGCGAGCACUCUCCCAACCAACACCAUCAUCACCAUCUAUACCAUCAGGAGAGUCUUCUCGGUGUGCCACGUGGCAGCAGCAACAGCACAUCUACCGUAUUCCAACCGUUCGGCGGCGGCGGAUCAUCGCUAUUCGAUACGCCACAAUCGAUGCUCUCAUCGCCGGCAGCGCUGGCGGCGGCUCAAGCUCAAACGGCUAUGUCACCAUCGGGAUUCGGGACCAUCGAUAUGCGAAGCGAACUGUUUCGGUGUGCCGUGUGUCAGAAGUGCGAGCGAAUGGGCGGAGUCUUGCAGUUCGUUUGUGCGCAUAAAACGUGCCAAUCGUGCUUCCAAUCUCCACCAUUCAACGCUCCAUUCGAUUUGCCACGUCAUCAUUGCUCACUCUGCGGAGCCGGGACAGCGACCGCGGCCAACUUUCCACCCCAAAUGUUCCUGUCGCCAACCCUAACGACACCACCACACGCGCCGGGUCUUCUUCUCGAUGCCACGUCGUCAUCCAUCGGAUCUGCCACGUCAUCAUCAUCCAACCAGAAGACGUCCACCCCAAGAGCCUUCUCGUUCUCGUUGAGCGGUCUUCCCGGCACACCAUCGCCGAUUCAGAUGCCACGUCUCUCGAUGGACACGUGGUCGCCAAUGGGAUCCUCGGUCGCGGCCACCACACCAUCUGCCGGACCAUCACCUUUGACGAUUCGGAAUUUGCCAAGUUUGGGAGCCCAACAGAAGUCGCCAAUGAUGCAAAGUGCGUUUGAUUCGUUGGCUGUGCCACGCACUUCAAUGUGCUGGACGCCACGUCAUCCGACGAUGUCGUCGUCGUCUUCGAUGACACCGGUGCCUUGUAAUGGACAGGUGUUCACGAUGCCAUCACCGUCGCCACUUCAGAAUCCACCCGUCAAUGGUCCGGUUCCACCUAUUCCGUGUCAAGGAUGCGAGGGAAAUGGAGCAUUCGCGUUCUGCAUGCAAUGCCAAGAGGCUCUGUGUGCUCACUGUGUCCAAGCUCAUCAACGGGUCCGUGCCACGAAGCAACACGCGUUCAUCGAGCUCAACCAGCUGGUGGCCACUUUGAUGUCACGCAUGCAACACCAACAACAGGCGGCUCAAAUGAUGCACCAGCAGCAACAACAAAACGGACCCUCCUCGUCAUCCUCAUCGUCUCUGCCACCAGUACAAUUCUUGGGAUCAACUGGACGACCGACACUCGGAUCCGUCGGAAGUGGAGAUGGCCAUGGAAUGGACGAUUCGACGACAGCUUCCGGAGAAUCGUCUCCACGAUCCUCAUCGGUGUGCGGUCAACACGAGUCCCCAAUCGUUGGCUUCUGCGAGCACUGUCCCCAAUCGUCGCUGUGUGCGAUCUGCGUAGCUCAGCACCCCGGCCAACAUCGCGUCCAACCGAUUGGCGAUGUUCGAAUGGCGGUCGGCGAGCUGACGAACGAAAGUCAAGUGUUGCAGUGGCAAUGUGAGAAGACGGGCGAGACGAUUCAACGGCUGAUCGACGGCAUCGUCAAUAAUGCAUCGACGGCCGAAAACGAGAUCCGCACCGCAUUCGACACCCACGUCAACGCGUUGGAGGAGAGGAGAAAGGAGUUGUUGAAGAGAGUGGAAGCCGUCAAGUCCCUGAAGCUCUCCGUGCUCAUCACCCAAGCCGAACAUCUCAAAUCGAAGCAGCUGGACCUUCAAAACGCCAUCCAACUCGCCAAACAUCAAAUGGACACGGAUUCCGACGACGCGUCGUCUCUCCGACAGAUCUUCGAUCAACUGAUCGCUUGUCAAAUGUGCUCCACCGAACCCAACAACAACAUGCUCAACGUGUUGAUGCUGGCGUGUCAACUCAACGAGGACGAUCGUCUGAAGUUCACCGCUCCACAGGACGGCAUUCUGCUCAACAAGGCUCGCCAAUUCGGUUCCAUCGAGUCGGGUCCAUGUGCGAAGACCAGCUCCAUCGUUGGAGACAACUUCAAGAAGGCGAUUCGCGAGCGACAGACUGUGAUCUACGUUCAGCUUCGCGAUGCUUGUGGUGACCUUCUCUCCUCGUCGAUCGCAGCUACUCAGCCAACAGCCCAAGCACUUCUUCCCCAUCAAGCACCACACGCUCAUCUGGAACAAGCCAUGCCGACAGCCGACGUUCAGGCGUUUGUGAUCUGUCCCAAUGGAACACCAGUGGAUGUUUCGAUGACUCCAAGAGAGAAUGGAAUCGUCGCCGUCUCCUACUUCCCAGCGACUGAAGGAUCCUACACUCUGAACAUUCUGGUCAAAGGAUCCCCAAUCCAAGGAUGUCCAACAACGAUGGAAGUUCGACGAGGACGAAACUACGAUGAGAUCGCCGCCAAAGGACCAAUCCUGACGUUCGGAAAGGAAGGAUCUGGAGAUGGCGAGUUGUGCAGACCAUGGGGAAUCUGUGUCGAUCAGCUUGGCCGAGUGAUCGUUGCCGAUCGAUCCAACAAUCGAUCCCUGUCUGGACCAUUCGGCGCACCGGCCUUCUCCUCGACACCCACACCGCUCACCCCAUCGCCACGCCAACUCCUGGACCGCCCGACCGACCUGGCGGUCGGCCCGGACGGCCGAAUCUACGUUGUCGACUUUGGCAACAAUUGCAUUCGUGUCUUCUAG
Caenorhabditis briggsae is the source of this 2805-nucleotide messenger RNA. It is a transcript of the gene Cbr-lin-41, whose product is annotated as Protein CBR-LIN-41. NCBI's taxonomy places the organism in Eukaryota, Metazoa, Nematoda, Chromadorea, Rhabditida, Rhabditidae. Bases 1 to 2805 code for a protein of 934 amino acids. The transcript is spliced from 10 exons. Gene Ontology annotation, biological process: proteasome-mediated ubiquitin-dependent protein catabolic process; protein polyubiquitination. Gene Ontology annotation, molecular function: protein binding; zinc ion binding; ubiquitin protein ligase activity. The record is from RefSeq and is a predicted model, not a curated record.